Messenger RNA from Linum tenue, 1341 nucleotides. The record is from the annotation of a GenBank genome assembly. Lineage: Eukaryota; Viridiplantae; Streptophyta; Magnoliopsida; Malpighiales; Linaceae.
CUGGCUGGGUCGGAUACUCCAUUGGGCAACUGGUGGGGAGAAAGUCGAUGCUGCCACCCGGUGCCUGAAAUUUAUGACAUUCUAAGGAAAAGCUAUGACAAGUUAAAUGACAAGCAGCUGCCACUGUUACUGGAUGUUGCUUGCUUCCUCCAUGGGAUGUUGAGAUCUAGACUUUUAAACUUUACGAAAACUAGUUGCUACGAUGCCUAUAGUGAUGUAAAGGAUCUAAUCAAUAAGUCACUACUGGUUUGUGUCUAUGGCAAGGAUGGCAAGACGAUUGAGGUGCACGCUUUGCUUAAAUACAUGGCUUGGCAAAUUGUUAACGCGGAACGGGAGCUUCGAAAGCGGAGCAGGCUGGAGAAUCCUAAAGACAUCACUGAAUUAAUGCAUACUCUUAAGCUUGUGAACCUGGUGGAGCUUGACCUUUACGGCUGUUAUUAUCUCACUGCACUCCUAGACCUGUCCAUGUCUAAACAUCUUGAGGUCCUCAUACUCCAUGAUUUCAAAAGCCUGGUUGAUCUACCUUCGUACGUCAGAUAUCUCGACAAACUACUGAGGUUGGAUGUCGAAGAUUGUUGCAACUUAGAGCGCAUUCCAACCAAACUUAAGUCUAAGCACCUCAAGUAUGUGUUAAUGUCCAAAUGUUUCAAGGUCACCCAUUGUGCGGAUAUUAAUUCAAAGGAGCUAGAGAUUUUGGAUUUAGAUAGGAUGCCUAUCAGUGUAGCACCGCCGGCUUCUAUCUACAACAAGAUGCAGCAGCGUGGCAUCCUAAGUCUAGAUUGCCCAGAGACCAUCAGUUUCCCUCAAGUUCCGGCAAGGUUAGAGAAGUUCAGUCUGUCCAACACGUCGAUAACAAAGAUCGAACUUCAAGUGGACAUGGAGGGCUUCACUUGGCUUGCUAUAACAAGCUCCAAGCUUCUCAAGCAUGUUCCAUCGACCAUCAACAAUAUGAAAUUCCUGCAGGUUCUCAAUUUCUCUGGCACGACUAUUGAGACCUUGUCGUCAUGUAUUCAGGAACUAAACGAGUUGUUGAUGCUAGAACUGAGCAACUGCUCAAGGCUUGAGUCCAUCCCGGACAUCAUUCACAAACUUGCCAAGCUAUCAUUAUUGAUUGUGAUGGGGAGCAAGAGGCUUACUUUGUUACCACGACUUCCACCACGCCUCAAGCUUUUGUCUGCGAGAUUUUGCAAGUCCUUACGAGCUCUUCCAAGCGACAUAGGCAGGAUGAGUUGCCCUGUAAUGUGGUUUGAUUGUUGCUCGCAGUUGGAUCGGGCUUUGCUUGCCGACAUGGUAUCGGGUUUCCUCCAACAAGUCAUGCCUCUGUAUUCUCAGAUAUGGUAA